This is a messenger RNA of Carica papaya (papaya), 1698 nucleotides long. The record is from RefSeq and is a predicted model, not a curated record. NCBI's taxonomy places the organism in Eukaryota, Viridiplantae, Streptophyta, Magnoliopsida, Brassicales, Caricaceae.
GUGGGAGAAACGCUCUCGACGGUGGAGAUUUCACGACUCUUCUCUUCCUUACAGCACGGCAGAUCGCCACACACUUCCCCAUCUUUCCCCUAUAUAUUUAUAUAUAUAUAUAUAUGUCUAUACAUUUAUAUUUUCACCUCAAUCCACACUAUAUUUACUGUAGCUAUACCCAAGUCAAAAAACCUAUAAAAUAAUUUCUUUUGGGUUUUACAUCAACGGCAACUGGACUGUGUAUGCAUAUAUAUAUAUACAUAUGUAUAUAUAGGUACUGUUGAAAAUCUCUGGAAUUGUGGGUUUCUGGCCUUAGUUUGUCUCUGUUUUGAAGGUGAUAUAUAGAGAGAGUUGGAAAAUGGGGAGAGCGCCGUGUUGCGGGAAAGUGGGACUCAAUAAGGGGAGAUGGACAGCGGAAGAAGAUGAGAAAUUGACCAAGUACAUUCAAGCUAAUGGUGAAGGCUCUUGGAGGUCAUUACCCAAGAAUGCAGAAGUACUUUGUUCUUGAAGGGUUGUUGAGAUGUGGGAAGAGCUGCAGACUGAGAUGGAUGAACUACUUGAGGGCUGACCUGAAGAGGGGAAGCAUAACUGCUGAGGAAGAAGAACUUAUUGUUAAGUUGCCUACUACUUUGGGAAAUAGGUGGUCGUUAAUAGUGAGUCAUUUACCGGGACGAACAGACAAUGAAAUAAAGAACUACUGGAACUGCCAUUUGAGGAGAAAGAUUCACAACCUCCGAAAGUUUAUUUCAAACGAAACUCUUUCUGUCAUCGCCGAUGUCACGAAUCUCGCCGCCGCAACCGAGCCAAAACCGCCCGCUGACAAACCAAGCAGUGGUACCAGACGGCCGGCAAAGAAGAAGCAUAAAGCUGGGAACCUCCGAAACGACGUCGCAGCGAAGCAGCCAGAAGCGAAGGUACUUUUGGCUUCAAAACCAUUGCCAUGUCCACCAACUAAUCUAGACCUGGACGAAGGUGCCAUGAGAGACGUGAAUUGCUUCAUGAAUCUGGAUCAUCCGUGCGCGGAGAGGGAUACAACGUCGUUUCCGAACCCAGCUGGAGGUUCAAGUCCCUCUCGAGACAGUACUAGUGCAGGCCAUGCAGUUGCAGACGACAACGUUCAUGGAAUUCUCUCGUGUUCUGGUGAGGAGAGAGAAGAGACAUUAAAUGGAAAUUCAAUGUCGUGCCCAGGUAGUGGUGGACAGAAAGAGACGGAAACUCUUUUGGGUCCACACAACGACGUCACUAAUGGUGAUGAUGAUUGGAUAUUAUGUUUUAGCGAACUUAUGGAUAAGGAGCUUUUGGACCCAGAUGAGCUUUUGACUGUGAGUGAUUAUUCUGCGGUUGUGCUUACAGGUGUUGAUCAAGGGACAAUCAUGAGUAGUGGUGGCGGUAGUGGCGGGAAUUGUAGUAUGACCAUCUCCUCUUCGUGCUCCUCAGAAAUUUCUUGUUUGGAUACCGAGAAAUUUGAUUUAGGUAACAAUUGGGAAUGGAUAUAUAAUUAUCUUGAAAGGCAUAAUGAGAUUUUGGAUGUCGAGAAAGACGACAUGUUUUCUUGGUUGUGGGAUAAUGACAAUGAAGUAGGGAUAGGGAAUGGUGAAAAAAGUAACAUUAGUGGAUAUGAAAGUGAUUUUGAUAAGCAAAACGCCAUUGUCGCUUGGCUUCUCUCUUGAUUGUUUGAUGAGUGUUUGUUAUGUCUUGAUUGUUUUU